Molecule: messenger RNA, 1315 nt
Organism: Parathielavia appendiculata
Lineage: Eukaryota; Fungi; Ascomycota; Sordariomycetes; Sordariales; Chaetomiaceae
Product: glycoside hydrolase family 11 protein
Exons: 2
Coding region: 402-1061 (219 amino acids)
Biological process (GO): xylan catabolic process
Molecular function (GO): hydrolase activity, hydrolyzing O-glycosyl compounds
Source: RefSeq, a predicted model, not a curated record
CCGAAUGAUGCCGGUGGAGCUACCCCGGCCGCGGCGAGGCCAUGUGCCCGCAAGGCCGAGCUGCCGCGUCAUCGGGUUUGUGCUGUAAGCGACUAAGACCGCCGGCUACCGUUUCAAGUCUAACUAUGUCGCGAACACGCCGGCGGAUAAUGGCUAACUCCUGCCCUUGGUUUGUUUAUGGGGCGGACGGUCCAGAACUCCCUGAGUACCUAGAGCCCCUUGUAAGUGGGGAGAACUAGGCAAGCUAGAAGACAGCCUGUCUCGAGAGUCCAUAAAGAUGUAUAUAAACGACCAUCUUCUUGCCGCGUCUCCAAUUACCAGAUCCUACACUCUUCACCUCCUCACCACCAGCGUCCUCCACUUGCCCUACGCACUGCAGGUGACUCCAAAAGCUCCGCAAAAUGGUCUCCUUCAAGACUCUUCUCCUCGGCGCCGCUUGUGCCUUCGCCUUCCCCUUCAAUGUGACCGAGCUGAGUGAGCUUGCUGCACGAGCCGGCACCCCGAGCGGCACCGGCACCAACAACGGAUACUACUACUCGUUCUGGACCGACGGUGGCGGCACCGUCAACUACCAGAACGGUGCCGGUGGGUCUUAUAGCGUCCAGUGGCAGAAUUGCGGCAACUUUGUUGGCGGCAAGGGAUGGAACCCCGGCGGCCGGCGCACCAUCAACUUCUCGGGCAGCUUUAACCCGCAGGGUAACGGUUACUUGGCCAUCUACGGCUGGACGCAGAACCCGCUGGUCGAGUACUACAUUGUGGAGUCCUUCGGCACCUACGACCCGUCCUCGCAGGCAACCAAGCUGGGCACCAUCACGCAGGACGGCAGCACCUACACCAUCGCCCGCACGCAGCGCGUCAACCAGCCCUCCAUCGAGGGCACCAGCACCUUCUACCAGUACUGGUCCGUCCGCCAGAACCACCGAACCUCCGGGUCCGUCAAUGUGGGUGCUCACUUCGAUGCCUGGGCAAAGUCGGGCCUGCAGCUUGGUACCCACAACUACCAGAUUGUGGCCACCGAGGGCUACCAGAGCAGCGGUUCGGCCUCCAUUACCGUUUCGUAAAUGGAAGCGUGUUGUCGAGUGCCUGUGUUGUGUCGCCGGAUCGAGUCGACUUCAGUAGUUCAGUUUGAGAGGCUUCUGCUGGCUGGUGAUCGGAUAUACAGAGGCUGUGAUGGGACGGAGUUAUGUAAACUUGAAGCAAGAUAUCCAUGGAGACAAACCAUGACGACCAGUUUGUGCUCCCCGUGCUGUGUUCUUUUUGUGUGGUCGGGCGAUGUAUAUACGCUUCUAUAAGUAUGAGCUGUAUAAGUGAGUAG